GACUAGUAUUCUCUACUUUUCGGCCACCUAGCAUAUUCUCUUCUUUAAUUCCAAGUGAAACAAGUAUGUUCCAUAUUGUCUUCCCAAGAAAGAAAAGAACAUAUUUCUUAAAGCUACUCUUAUAUUAAUAUGAUUGGUGCUGAGACAGAAAUCACCCAAGAUAAAAGCAUAAGGCAGAGACCUAAAGCUUGGAGAAGAUAUGGGUGGUUCGGUGCUUAAAGGUAAAGUUGAUGAAUCUGAUCUUUAUGAAGCUUUAGGAUUGUGCCAAUUUUCCGGUGACGGAAGCGAAGAAACCCCCCGAAUUUUGCCCCUUCUGUCUUGUGUUCUAGAGAAAUCUGUUCGGAGGAAUGAAAAAUCGCUGGAGGGCUCUAGGAGGAAGGAUGAAAUUACCGUAUUCCAUGGCUCAAAAGCACCCGGUCUGAGCAUACGACAGUACCUUGAUCGCAUCUUAAGGUACUCCAGCUGCAGCAAUUCUUGCUUUGUUGUUGCGCACAUAUACAUAGAUAGAUACCUUCAAACUACGGGUGCCCGUCUUACUUCCCUCAAUGUUCACCGGCUCCUGAUCACAAGUAUUCUUAUAGCUGCAAAAUUUUUGGAUGAUGAUUGUCUUGACAAUGCCUAUUAUGCCAAAGUGGGAGGAGUGAGCACUGCAGAAAUGAACAGAUUAGAGAUGAAGCUCCUCUUCAGCUUGGACUUUCGGCUUCACGUGACUCCAGAAAUUUUUAGGAAAUACUGUUACAAGAUAGAGAAAGAAGGGAGCAUAGAAUACCAUCGUUUGGAGAAAGAUGAGAUCAAGCGAACAACUGUAGGUUAUACACACUGAGUUCAUAUUCCACAGAUGAAAUGUACAACAUGCUAAGAUGAAUGGAAUAUUAAAAGUUGCGAUUAUAC
This is a messenger RNA of Rubroshorea leprosula, 891 nucleotides long. The record is from the annotation of a GenBank genome assembly. NCBI's taxonomy places the organism in Eukaryota, Viridiplantae, Streptophyta, Magnoliopsida, Malvales, Dipterocarpaceae.